AUGAGCUUCACUGAUACCAGCCUGUCAGACCAGGAUGACGAUGGUGCCACCGCCAUGCACUUUGCUGCCAGUCGUGGCCAUGCCAAGGUCCUGAGCUGGCUCCUGCUCCACGGAGGGGAGAUAACCAGCGACCACUGGGGAGGGACACCCCUGCACGACGCGGCCGAGAACGGGGAGCUUGAGUGUUGUCAGAUUUUAGUGGUGAAUGGAGUGGACCUGGGGAGCAGAGACCAUGAUGGCUUCUCAGCCACGGACCUGGCUGAAUACAACGGACACACGCAGUGCGCCAAGUACCUGCGCAACGUGGAAAACAUG
Polyodon spathula (Mississippi paddlefish) is the source of this 315-nucleotide messenger RNA. Its product is annotated as espin-like. The transcript has 2 exons. Gene Ontology annotation, cellular component: cytoplasm. Gene Ontology annotation, biological process: actin filament bundle assembly. Gene Ontology annotation, molecular function: actin filament binding. The annotation marks the transcript as partial. The record is from RefSeq and is a predicted model, not a curated record. Lineage: Eukaryota; Metazoa; Chordata; Actinopteri; Acipenseriformes; Polyodontidae.